AUGGACAGGAGGAAGGGAACUCCUGAUUGGCUGGUGGACGAAGGGGUGGGACUUCAGCCCCAACCUGGCCCCACAGGGCUGGCUGAGGUUUCGUUUUGGAGGCAGAGAGGCACUCGGGCUGGUUUCCAGGACAAGCGUUUGGCAAGCCCAGCCCUUGAAAUCAUUGGGACACUGCACUCUGUUGCCCCUGUCCCAGGCUCACUCUCUGCCUGGGUGAGACGUUACCCCUCACCCACCAGCCUGUUUUGUCCUGGCCCCUCUGGGGUUAUGGGGUCAUUUUCCCUCACCUCUGCUCAAUGCACAUGCACCCACAGGCUUCACUUCCUUCCUGGCCUGCCUCAGCUUCCUGAGAGUGCUCCGGCAGCCACUGGUGAGGAGGGGUCUGCACCUCCUUCCUCCUAG
Rangifer tarandus platyrhynchus (Svalbard reindeer) is the source of this 402-nucleotide messenger RNA. The record is from the annotation of a GenBank genome assembly. NCBI's taxonomy places the organism in Eukaryota, Metazoa, Chordata, Mammalia, Artiodactyla, Cervidae.